Pogona vitticeps (central bearded dragon) is the source of this 1109-nucleotide messenger RNA. It is a transcript of the gene PSMD7, whose product is annotated as proteasome 26S subunit, non-ATPase 7. The record is from RefSeq and is a predicted model, not a curated record. Gene Ontology annotation, biological process: proteasome-mediated ubiquitin-dependent protein catabolic process. NCBI's taxonomy places the organism in Eukaryota, Metazoa, Chordata, Lepidosauria, Squamata, Agamidae. Gene Ontology annotation, molecular function: protein binding; metallopeptidase activity. Gene Ontology annotation, cellular component: proteasome complex; proteasome regulatory particle.
CCCGUCCGGCGCCCGGGAGCCCGCAGUGCAUGCCGGGAGCGGAGGCGGCCGAGGAGCCGUGCCGGGAGCGGAGCGAGGAGCCGACCGGGUCGCCGCCAUGCCUGAGCUGGCCGUGGAGCGGGUGGUGGUUCACCCGCUGGUGCUGCUCAGCGUGGUCGACCACUUCAACCGGAUAGGAAAAGUUGGCAACCAGAAGCGAGUGGUGGGCGUUCUUUUGGGUUCCUGGCAGAAGAAGAUUUUGGAUGUAUCCAACAGCUUUGCAGUCCCCUUUGACGAAGAUGAUAAAGAUGACUCCGUGUGGUUUUUGGAUCAUGACUAUCUGGAGAACAUGUACGGGAUGUUUAAGAAAGUCAAUGCCAGAGAAAGAAUUGUGGGAUGGUAUCACACCGGGCCGAAGCUGCACAAGAACGAUAUUGCCAUCAACGAGCUCAUGAAGAGAUACUGUUCAAACUCAGUAUUGGUGAUUAUUGAUGUGAAGCCAAAGGACCUGGGGCUGCCCACGGAAGCUUACAUUUCCGUGGAAGAAGUUCACGAUGAUGGGACACCCACUUCCAAAACAUUUGAACAUGUGACCAGUGAAAUUGGAGCCGAGGAAGCAGAGGAAGUUGGAGUGGAGCAUUUACUACGUGAUAUUAAAGAUACCACGGUGGGCACCCUUUCCCAGCGCAUCACAAACCAAGUCCAUGGCUUGAAGGGACUGAACUCCAAACUUCUAGAUAUCAGGAGCUACCUGGAGAAAGUGGCCUUGGGGAAGCUUCCCAUCAACCACCAGAUCAUCUACCAGCUUCAAGAUGUUUUCAACCUGCUCCCAGAUGUCAACUUGCAGGAGUUUGUCAAGGCUUUCUACCUGAAGACCAACGACCAGAUGGUGGUGGUCUACUUAGCCUCGCUCAUUCGCUCCGUGGUUGCCCUCCAUAAUCUCAUCAACAACAAGAUCGCCAACAGGGAUGCAGAGAAGAAGGAGGGGCAGGAGAAGGAGGAGAGCAAGAAGGAGAGGAAAGACGAGAAGGACAAAGAUAAAGAGAAAAGCGAUGCCAAGAAGGAGGAGAAGAAGGAGAAGAAGUAGAGUAGGAUUUUAACAUUUGUAAAUUAAAAUCUUGUAAACUGAA